UAAAACGGGCAACGGCAGCGGCAGUCUGUGUGUGCAUGGCUUAAUAGAAGAUUUAACCUCUGAAGUUACGCCCAGUACAUUUUUGUAGCGUGUCUGUUUUUGUGUCAUGACGGUGCGGGGACGGCGCGCACCUGUGCCGCCGGGUGGGUGGAGGAGCGCAGUCCCUUCGGCUCACAGGCGGAUUGUUUUCAUUCUGUGAUAAACGCGGUGGCGCUAUGUGCCAAUAUAAGCGGGCCUUGCUGGAUCUCUUUGUUAAUCUGAUGUGUGGAAUGCGAUUGCGGAGAGGAUUAACAGAGGUUAUUAGGUAAACACAGAAAGUUGUCGCGAUGCGGUCCGUGAGCUCCCGGUCCUGCCCUUUGUCCGAGUCGGGGCAGGUGUGGCGCACCGUGGGGCGAAGGCUCCGUCGCGUUUGAGACGCCCUGGCGUUGCUGUGCUCACCGGGUCUUCCUAUGGUCGCUGCUAUGACCUCCUGGCCGGGAAGAUAUGCUAAGCUAAUUGUGCAGAGAGCGUUCCUGAUCGCGUGUGUCACCGCGCUGCCCGCAGCGGCGCUUUCGGCUGGAAAUGGCUGCCUGUCCCCGCCUACAUCCUCCUGCUCGGAGUGUCUGGGCCGCGGCCCGCAGUGCGCCUGGUGCUUUCAGGACGUGCAGGCAUUUCCGGGCGGAGCAGACAUCAGCCAGCGUUGCGACUUGGUGCACAACCUGCGAAGGAACGGGUGCGAGGAGCAGUUUAUCGAGCAGCACGCUUUCGGGGUGCAGGAGACCGGCACGCUGUCGGGCACCCAGGUGUCACCGCAAGAGGUGACACUGCAGAUGUGGCCAGGUGUGUCCCUAAGCUUCCUGCUGCAGGCCCAGCAGCUGCAGCGCUACCCGGUAGACAUGUACUACCUGCUGGAUGUCUCGGCCUCCAUGCAGGACCACCUGGACCGGCUGAAGACGGUGGGCGUGUCCCUGUCUCAGCGAAUGAAAGCGCACUCCAGCGACUUCAGGGUGGGCUUCGGCUCCUUCGUGGACAAGCCGGUGUCGCCUUACAUCAACGUGCACCCCUCCAAAAUCAGCAACCCCUGCAGCGACUACGGCAUACAGUGCAGGCCAGCACACGGCUUCAUCCAUGUGCUCCCACUGACGGACAACACCACAGAGUUCACACGCGUGAUCCGAGAGCAGAGCAUCUCGGGCAACAUGGACACGCCGGAGGGCGGCUUCGACGCCAUUCUGCAGACCGCCGUGUGCCAGGAGGAUAUCGGCUGGCGGCCGGAAGCAAAGCGCCUCCUGCUGGUCAUGACUGAUCAGCCGUCUCACCUGGCGCUGGACAGCAAACUGGCUGGGAUUGUGGUGCCACACGACGGGAACUGCCACCUGGAGAACAACACCUACACGCACUCCACCCGCAUGGAGCACCCCACGGUGGGCCAGCUGGCGGAGAAGCUCCUGGAGAACAGCAUCUACUCAAUCUUUGCAGUGGAGCAGCUGCAGUAUAAGUGGUAUGAGCAGCUGAACUCUCUGCUGCCCGGGACCCACCUCGGCAAGCUGCAGCCCAAAGCCGCCAACCUCCGCGAGCUGGUGGUGGACGCCUACAAGAAGCUUCUCUCCAUCGUGGAGGUGGACGUCAGGGUUCAGGACCAGCAGGUACACAGGUUUCGGGUCAACGUUACCGCGAUCUGCCCGGAAGGCUCCAGAACCAAAGGCAGCAAUAAAUGCUCUGAGGUCCGACCCAACCAGACGGUACUGUUUAACAUCAGUGUCAGCAUGCUGGCCUGCCCUGAGGAAGAGGAGGUUCUGAUCUUCAUCAGGCCUGUGGGCUUUAACGAGUCCACGCUGGUGAGGGUCAGGCCUACCUGUGCGUGCAGGUGUGGGCAGCUGGGAGAAUGCCAGGACGAGCCGGGCCAAACUGAGCCAAGCGGAACCGAACCGAGCCAGGCCCCCUGCAGCAGCAGGCCAGAGGAGGCGGGGCAGGGCUGGGACUGCCGGGUAGGCGGGGCUGGAGGGAGGGGGCCGGACUGCAGCGGCAGGGGCAGCUGUGUGUGCGGCCGCUGUGUCUGCGAGAACGGCACCCUGGGAAGGUACUGCCAGCUGGAGGACCUCACCUGCCCCUACAGACACGGCCUGAUCUGUGCAGGGCACGGUCGCUGUGUUGCAGGGGAGUGCAGGUGUGGUGUGGGCUGGGAUGGGGAGAGCUGUGACUGUCCCACCUCCUCGGAGACCUGCCUAUCAGAGGACGGGGUGCUGUGCAGCGCACAGGGCAGCUGUGUCUGCGGCCGGUGUGAGUGUGACGACCCCCGGCGUUCCGGAGAAUUCUGCGAGAAGUGCCCCACCUGUGAGGGCUCCUGUCAAUCACACUGGAAGUGUGUGCACUGCCAUCUGGCCAAUGGCUUCACAGAGGGCAUGCCCAACGCCUGCAACCAGAGCUGCCCCCUGCUGGUCGACUUUGUACAUGACAUCCCUGGUUCUGAGGACAGACUGUCUCCGUCCUGCCUGUACCCAGCAGGGCAGAGGUGCCACUACAGGUACCAAACGGACUCGGGACCGGGCCCCGCCCUGCUCUGGCUCAGCACACACCCAGAGUGUCCCUCCGGCCCACGCUACCUGCCCACUUUCGUGGCGGUCUUCCUCCUCACCUUCCUCCUCGGACUGGCCGUGCUGGUGCUGCUCAGCUGGCUACUCAGACAGCAGAACCGGGCCCUGGACGAGUCCAAGAGUGCCGUGUAUGACGUCACCAACCAGGACACUCUGAGCACGGCCACAGCCAAUGAGAAGCCAGUAACCUGCCAUCAAGAGCAGCAGCUGGAGAUGCGCACACACUCCCCUGCGACUCCUCUGCACAAGGUGGGGUGGCAGUGAGGGGGGGCGUGCAGUGGAGUACUGCCCCCUCUCCCCAGCCCCCCCCGCCACACGGAUACAGGUGUGUGGAGUGUGUGAUCAGCACAGCAGAGAGGAUGGGCAGAUACGCACUGCUGUGUAACCCUGCGCUCAGUCCCUCACUGCCCCCCCCAAAACACUGGAGCCCGGGGGGGGGCUGUGUUUAUAUUUGUAUUUGCUUUAGUGAACACACUACAGGUUUGAUUUCAUUUGGUCAGAGUCUGUUACUCAGAUACCCCAGUGAUCCCAUUCAUUCAGUCAAUGCUGCCCUUUUA
This is a messenger RNA of Megalops cyprinoides (Indo-Pacific tarpon), 3130 nucleotides long. RefSeq names its product integrin beta-8-like. Gene Ontology annotation, cellular component: cell surface; integrin complex; focal adhesion. Gene Ontology annotation, biological process: integrin-mediated signaling pathway; cell adhesion mediated by integrin; cell migration. Gene Ontology annotation, molecular function: integrin binding. The record is from RefSeq and is a predicted model, not a curated record. The transcript has 15 exons. Bases 450 to 2837 code for a protein of 795 amino acids. NCBI's taxonomy places the organism in Eukaryota, Metazoa, Chordata, Actinopteri, Elopiformes, Megalopidae.